Molecule: messenger RNA, 1393 nt
Organism: Chanos chanos (milkfish)
Lineage: Eukaryota; Metazoa; Chordata; Actinopteri; Gonorynchiformes; Chanidae
Gene: rpusd4
Product: RNA pseudouridine synthase D4
Exons: 7
Coding region: 103-1269 (388 amino acids)
Biological process (GO): pseudouridine synthesis
Molecular function (GO): RNA binding; pseudouridine synthase activity
Source: RefSeq, a predicted model, not a curated record
UCCACUCUGACUUAAGUGCUAGUAAUUCUGUAUAUCUCUCUUCUGUGACCUCGUAUUGUAGCAGUGAUUCAUGAGGUAAAUUAUUCCAAGAAUUAUUAAACAAUGAGUAAGUUUAGGUUUUCAUGUGCGUUGUUAAGUCGACAUUUGAAUUAUCGUUGUCUUUCCCACUGCGAUGUGGAGAGAACGCGCAUCAUUUGUAAUGUGUUGCCAAGUUUAUGUACCCCUUUUACAAGAGAGCAUGCCACGAUUUCACAAAAAGAGGACGGUGGCUCUUCGACAGUUAGUAAAAGGGGUUUGAGAGCAGUAGAUCUCGCUAAGAAGCUUCGAUAUGAGAAAGAAAAACAAACGGAUGCUCAGGUUCCGGUGUCUCCGUUGCAGAGGAGGGUCUCUGAGCUAAGACGGUUCAGCAAACAGUUGCAGUCUGUGCACCCGAAUGUAUUGGCUAAGGCACUUUACAGGGGUUUGGUCUUCCAAAACCAAAACCUUGUUGUCAUAAACAAGCCAUAUGGAGUACCUGUGUACGAUGCACCAGGGAUCAGAAACAGCAUUGUAGGAGUUAUGCCAGUGUUGGCUAAAAUUGUAGCUGGUAUGAGGACAGGGUCUCAGCUUCAUGUCUGUCAUGCCUUGGAUAAAGAGACCACAGGCAUUCUGCUUCUGGCAAGAUCAGAGGAAAUAGCUGACAAUGUACAGAGGCUCUUCAAAGCUCAUCAGGUGGAAAGGAAAUACUGGGCGGUUACUGUGGGUGUGCCUGUGCCCUCUGAGGGAGUGAUUGAUAUCCCCAUCAUAGAGAGAGAAGUUGUUGGUCCCCAGCCACACUUUAAGAUGGGCUUAAGUCCAGCGUUCAAGGUCAGUGGUGAAGGUGAUGACGUAAUCCGGGUCCGAUCCCAUCGGCAGGCUCAGGCUGCAGUGACCCAGUACCGUGUUCUGGACAGCAGCGGUAGCUGUAGUCUUGUUGAACUCCAGCUUGUCACAGGAAUAAAACAUCAGUUGCGGGUCCACAUGGCACACGCCUUGGGCUGCCCCAUUCUUGGGGACCAUAAAUAUGCCCAUUGGACCAAGUUGGCACCUCAGAAAUUGCCAGAAGGUGUGCUUGGGAGACUGGGUCUGGAGCAGAGCAAAGCACGAUAUGUUCCUCUACACCUUCACGCAAGACAGUUAACCGUGCCGGGGUUCAAAGGUCAACCUGAAAUUACAGUAUCUUGCCCGCUGCCGAAAUUCUUCACCACAUCUCUGCACAGACUGAAAAUCUCCUUGCCAGACAAAUCAUGAGAUUGACAUCUUUUCACACCUCACCCUCCUAUGUCAGGGAAAACGUCAGAUGUCUUCUGUCCUGGAAGACUAUGAGAAGUGGUAAUGGAACAAGCAAUAGGCUACACUAAUGCUACAGAUUUCA